Dermatophagoides pteronyssinus (European house dust mite) is the source of this 1112-nucleotide messenger RNA. RefSeq lists its product as uncharacterized. Lineage: Eukaryota; Metazoa; Arthropoda; Arachnida; Sarcoptiformes; Pyroglyphidae. The record is from RefSeq and is a predicted model, not a curated record.
UUUUUUGUAAAUUACAUAACAAACGACAAAGAAAAAAACUAUGAUUAAUUUUAAACAUUAUAAUCAACGACGAUCUACAUCGACAUCGUUAUGUAAUACGAAUGUUUAUCGAUUCAAAUCAACAAUGUUUGGUGAUUAUAAAUUAAUGUCAUUAUCAAUGACAAUGAUAAUAACGGUGAUAAUAAUAAUAAUAACAUCAUUACAAGUAAUGGCUAUACCAAAAAAUCAUCAUUUACCAUUACAAAAUUUUGAUCUACCCAUAAGUAAAUGUAAUAAAACACAUGCUGAUCAAAUUGUUCGAUGGUUAUAUUUUUUCGAUGAUCCUGAUCGUAUUGCACCGGAUAAUGCUGAUGCAUUUGAACAAUUUUGCAACCAAACAAAUCAAAAAGAAUUAUAUGUUAAAGAAUAUGCCCGAAGAUGUUUGGCAAAAUUUCCACGUCAAGUAACAAGUUUGCUAAUGUUCGGUAUAAUACGUAAAAAUCGUCAAUUUUGUAGUAAAACAAGAUUGAGAAAAGAAAUGAUACAUGCAGCACAUUGUUUAAAUACAAUUAAACGUAAAGGUUCAAAAUGUUUUUCACGUUCAAUACAGGAUUUUUUAAUUAUUAAACAUAUGCCCAUAUCUGGUCGUGUUGGUAAAACUUGUUGUGUUUAUUAUCAAUUGGAAGAAUGUUUAGUACAACAGGCAAUUGAAACACCACAAUCAUGUAGUAGUGAAGAUGCACAAAUGAUUGAAAAUCUAAUUGAAGGUUAUACUGGACAAGUAGUAUCAAGUAUUUGUCAAAAUUAUCCAAAAUCACAUGAUUCAUGUUCAAAAUUAUUACAAAAAAAAGAAAUGAAUAAAUUGAAAAAAUUAAUUUCAAAUGAAAUGACAAAAACUUAUUCAAUAUUACCACCAUUGAUUGAUAUUUUGGAUAGUAUACCGCCAUAAACAAAAUGUCCUGAAUGUUUUGUCCUUUGUUUCACAUACACAGCAACAACCAGAAAUAACCAGAAAAAAACUACAAAAAAAUCAAUCAUUUUUUCAUUCGUUCAUCGAUUUUUUCUUUUUGAUCUGAUCAGAAUCAGAUAAUGCUGAUUUCUUCUUCUUCUUCUUCACACCUUUCAUUCUUCUC